GAAGCCAAGCGUGUGCGUGUGCAUGAACUAAUAAAGGUCGGGAACAGGGACAAAUGCGAACACUCGAAGCUCUUCGCCUGCUUGAACUCAAGCAGGACAGUUAACUCAAAACAGGUCCGUGGUUCGAGCCCGGCCUCUGCCACUCGACUUCCCCUGUCUAGGCCUGGGCGACCUGGCAGUAUCCCAGCCCUCGUGCUUCCUCCGGGUGGCAUGGCAGCUAGGCACCGAAAGGGUGCUACAGCUGAACGAUUUUUUUCCACUACGGAAGUAAAUUAUUCUUGCAAAGCACUACUCGUAAGGUUGCUGAAAACUCCUCGACAGCUCACGACCGGUUUUGCCUUUCUUGGGGCUCAUCAGAUAGGCGCAGUCCCCGAGUUUCCGUCAACCUUAUGUUGUAAAGACAGUGAUUGGACGACUGCUACAGCCCGUCAGACCUUCAGAGUGGAUGAGCAUCAUGUGACCAGCCACUCCAAUUCAAAAUCAAUAACUCAGUUCGAUCGAGUGAUAGAUAGAUACAGCACUCUUGGUAAGACUAUAACUACUUGUGGUAGCAUGGAAGACACCAUGGUUUGUGAGACAAUUCAUCCUUCGGAUCCGGGUUUUGUGCCUGAUAUAGAGCGCCACACCAGAUUCAUUGAGACCCAAGCAGGAGCGCUUGUCUGUCACGACUACGAGCGUCAACAGUACUUCCGAAACUAUCAAUCAGAGGUAGAUUUGGACAUUAUUCGACGAUUUGUCGGGCGGAAUUUUUGCUCCGAAUAUCCCAACGUGACGGUGCGAUAUUUCGCUCAAAACUGGCCCGAAUUGUGCAUCAUAGCAUUCACGGAUACUCAUAUUCCAAUUGGUUUGAUAAUCGGACAACAAACAGAACCACAUAUAGGAAGGAUAGCAUUCUUUGCUGUAGAAAAAAGAGUGGAAGCCCACUUGGUCUGUAAGUCAGUGGCGGUUGUAACUGGGUCCAUACUUAGA
Molecule: messenger RNA, 969 nt
Organism: Opisthorchis viverrini
Lineage: Eukaryota; Metazoa; Platyhelminthes; Trematoda; Opisthorchiida; Opisthorchiidae
Exons: 5
Source: RefSeq, a predicted model, not a curated record